Messenger RNA from Asterias rubens (European starfish), 1515 nucleotides. RefSeq lists its product as uncharacterized. Lineage: Eukaryota; Metazoa; Echinodermata; Asteroidea; Forcipulatida; Asteriidae. Gene Ontology annotation, molecular function: protein binding. Bases 199 to 1515 code for a protein of 438 amino acids. The transcript is spliced from 17 exons. The record is from RefSeq and is a predicted model, not a curated record.
UUCGUCGGCCAGCAGACGUUGCCAGAUGUGCUGCCAUUUAGGCGCUAUUUUCUACCUCAACUGACCGGGAAUUUCGGAUGGGUUGGCCGGAGAAGACACGUAAUUGCAAGGCCAAAGAGGCAAUACAAUUCUGAUUGAAAUGUUGCAUUUGUAGCAAUCAGUUUUCACCAUUGUCUUACGAGCUUGACACGUUGAAGAAUGGCGAUGAGGGAUCCGUUAUUGAGUAAAUUAAAAGCCGUCCUGCUGAGUUUGAAGGAAGGGAAACAACCAGUGACAGACAGCGACCCAGACUUACAGGUGUUAUGUGAGACAUUGGAAUGUAUACUCAGGAAAGGAUUAAAAAAACCAGGCUCUGUGUUUGGGCUCUACAAACGUGAUUAUUGGUGCUGGAUGGAAUCUUUAAUGAGCUCAGCGGGAAGCGAAAGACUACAUCCCAUGUUUUCGCUGGCCAUUGAAGCGUGCAGAUCACCAAACAAGGUGAAGAGCCACCAAGGGCGUGGCCGCUUCCUGAUCCGAAUCUGUCUCAAUAAGAAGAUUCUUAGCGUUCCUAUUCAGCACCUUCUUAAGAACCACAGGAUGCUCGAGAUUUGGUACGAUCCUCUUAUGUCAAUUAUUGGUAGUGACAUGCUUGUUGGAUCAUUGAUGUCACUUCUACAUUUGACAUCAGAAAUCCAGUUUGAGCUUAACUCUAAGAAUGCCAGUUUUCUAGAUGAGACAUGGGUCUUGCCAGUGUACAGACAGUAUGAGUUUGUCCCUUGUAAAGACCUUGGGAUAGUCAUUAGACAUAUCAGGCAACGUGUCAUCGUUGCUGAUGUCAAAGAAGACAGUGUAGCUUCUCAUAAAAAUAGAAUAGAACCUGGAGACAUUCUGGAUGAACUCUAUGGAGAGUCUCUAUACGGAAGCUCAAGGGGAAAGAUCAGCAGUUUACUUAAGCAACAUGAAGGAUGGCCAGUCUACCUAUCAGUUAUCAAAUGUCACUUGCGAACAGGCAAAGUGUUUCAGAAUGUCCGUGACAUCUGGUGCGUCUUGAGAGAUGAAUACAGUGGUUUCAAAGUCCCUACUGACCGAGACCCCAACCUAAGAAAAUCAUCAACGGACGGCGAUCAAGGAGAAGUGCUGCAUAAACUUAGCGGAAGCUCUGUGUAUAAAGUGAAGUACGUUGGCUGUGCAGGGGUAGGCAAAGAUGGUGGAACCGCCGUCAUAGAGAGCGCUAUUGCCAGCGUUCUGAAAGAGAAAGGACCAAAUUCCUCGACAUACAAGGAUGUGUACCUUGAGUUGGGGGAGACGAAUCUUAUUACGUGGGAAUCAUCAGACGAAGACACAGUCUUCAUGAAGCACUGCUACCCAGAAAUCUCCUCAUGCGGCCGGAGGACGGAUGCUCUUCUAUAUUUUGCUUAUGUUGCUGGUGACACCACAUGCACCAUUUCCAAGCAGUUCAAAUGCUACGUUUACUUCGCCAACUGUGACCAAGAGUUGCUGAUGGGACUCAACUUUGAGAUGAUAUACCAUGACUAA